Messenger RNA from Ochotona princeps (American pika), 1637 nucleotides. RefSeq names its product band 4.1-like protein 3. The transcript has a single exon. Bases 746 to 1330 code for a protein of 194 amino acids. NCBI's taxonomy places the organism in Eukaryota, Metazoa, Chordata, Mammalia, Lagomorpha, Ochotonidae. The record is from RefSeq and is a predicted model, not a curated record.
AUCAGGUGGGCUUUGCUGCCUCAAGCACAAGUGUCUGCCUCAUACAUGAUGUCCAGUCAUUUGCAUUUCAUUGCUAACUGAUUUGUAAUCAUAAUAUUUAAAAAUUAUGUGUUUGAACAUUAGUUAAAAAGAAUAUAGACUGAGCCCAACAAGGUAUUCCGUUAACUGCUGAGAAGGUGUCGGUCAUUUUUAUAAUUAUGCUAGUAAGUGUUUACAUCUGGAACAGAAGAGCUCAAGUUCAGAAAGUCUUUGCUCCUUGUUUAAUUUGACACACUAUAUAAAACAGAAAAUGUUCUUUUAAAUUCUAAAGGAAAUUCUGCUUUUCUUCAGCAAACAAAUCGAUAUGUUUGCCUUUUUUGCCUAUACUUUUACAUUUUUCAGCAACCGGGUUUAAGAUUAAAUACUGCUAUUAGACUUAAUGGGAUUUAUUUGCAACCAGCUUGAAAAUAUUAGUCAGUAUCUACAGAUUUUGCAUACUGAAAGUAGUCCAGUUUUAAAAAUGAAUCAUUUAAGUCAUUUUAUAAGUGCAAUGUGUUAUUUGAUCCCUACUUAAAAGCGAAGUCUUCACUAAUGACCCAUUUCUUCUUUCUUCUUGCAUUUGUUUUUCCUUUGACUCGCUCUGUUGUGUAAUUUCAUAUUCAAUCAUGGAUUUACCCCCUGAAAAUAGACUGUUUCCAUUUGCCCACCUUCACCACUCAUCCGCUUUGCCUCAUCUUUUUUCCCAAACCUGUUGCCAGUCCCUGAAAUGGAUUUGCUUUCCGACAUUUCAGAGGAAGACCCCUUUGGGGAGGCCGACCAGAUCACGGUAGACAGCUUAGAGCUCCUUUCCACAGGUGAACCAGCAGGGCAGGGAGACCCUGAAGGUGCCUCCCCGGAUCCAGUACUGGAUCCUGCCGUAGCCCCUCAGCCUGAGUGUCCUUUCCCCCUUCCAGAGAAGACUCUUCAGACAGCUGACCACAAGGAUGCCGAGUUGGCCUGCUUCUCCUUUAGUUUGCACAAAUGCUUCCCCUCGGGCUUCCCGUCCCUUCUUGAUGAAGAUGGCUAUCUUGCUUUCCCCAGCCUCCCCAAGGUCUGGGUCUCCUUUCUGCCCCCUGACAUUCAGCACUAUGUCCCUAUCACCUCCCCUUCAUUCAUUCCUUCCCUUAUCCUCAUCUUUGGGCUGCUACUCUCGGCUUCUCAGUCAGUUCCUUUUUCUCUCACCUUUUCUCUUCCUCUGACUCUAGCCCUCUGCUAUCUAGAGGCUAAGGUAAACUCGUUUAAUGUGUCUUGGGACUGUGACUUGAAUGAUAAAGCAGAGGAAGAGGAAUCAGUUAGUGGCACUUUCUCCUAAGCUCCACUUUGUGGGGUCAAGGAGCCUUCACUUCUUCAUGAUAUUCCCUCCUAAUUUAGAGUGUAAACAUGUGCAUAAAUCUCAACACUGUUAUUUGUACACUAUCCAACAUUUUAGUGCAUGAGAAAUAAAUAUAGACACUUCUCACAUUUUAAGCUGAAGAUAACAGCAUUGUUUCAUAAAUAUCAAGGAUACACUAGAUUUUAACAAAAGAAACAGGAGAUAGGAAAUCCUGUGUUACCUGUAAUAACUCGUAUUGGUUACCUGCCGUUUGCAGAAAAGUGUCAGUGCUGUUCCUUUAGGGUGA